Penicillium argentinense is the source of this 2469-nucleotide messenger RNA. RefSeq names its product class I SAM-dependent methyltransferase. The coding region runs from base 1 to 2469 and encodes 822 amino acids. NCBI's taxonomy places the organism in Eukaryota, Fungi, Ascomycota, Eurotiomycetes, Eurotiales, Aspergillaceae. The transcript is spliced from 9 exons. The record is from RefSeq and is a predicted model, not a curated record.
AUGGACUGGCUACAUCUCUACAUCGCCGGCGUGGCCUUCCUCGUCUUCACCCUCGUAGGCCUCGUCCUCUUCGUUUCUUCCCAGCAGGUCAAGGUCGAUUUCAACCAUGGUGUUUUCACUUACCUCAAGUUCGUCUGGGCCAGUUUCCUCAAGCCCCACGACAAGCAGGCCGAGGACCAGCAGGGGGCCCUCGAAAGCUUUUACAAAACUCAGGCCAGCGUCUACGAUGCCACCCGCCGUCGACUGCUCCGAGGCCGCGAGGACAUGCUGGGUCUGGUCGCAGCACAACUGAAGCACAAGGUCGAGAGCAAGGAAAUCAAGGCCGGAAAAGCUGUCUGGGUUGAUAUCGGUGGUGGUACUGGCUACAAUAUCGAAGCCAUGUCGACUUUCCUCCCGGUCGACAAGUUCUUCGACCACGUCUACCUCGUCGACCUCUCCCCGUCCCUCUGCGAUGUUGCCCGCCAGCGCUUUCAGCGUCUGGGAUGGAAGAAUGUUACCGUGAUCUGCCAGGACGCACGAUCUUUUCAGCUUCCUGAAAAACAGGUUGACCCACGGUCGGCGGACACCCCUACCGAUCGUGCGGACAUGAUUACCAUGAGCUACAGUCUUUCCAUGAUUCCAGACUACUACAGCGUCGUGGACUCAUUAACCUCGCGCCUGAAACCAACUGGUCUCAUUGGAGUGUGUGAUUUCUAUGUCCAGAGCAUCGUCGAUGUCUCUACUCGCAACUACACCGGUGGUGCUUUCAACCGCCACGUGAACUGGCUCGGUCGAGUUUUCUGGCGCGCAUGGUUUGACUUUGACCGGGUGAGCCUCGAGGCUGCCCGCCGUGACUACCUCGAGUACAAGUUUGGAACCGUGAUCUCGGCCAGUGAGCGUAACUACCUCCUGGGUGGUAUCCCGUACUACAUCUUCGUCGGUUGCCCCAAGGAGUUUGCUUCCACUCGGUCUAGCCAAACGACCAUCGAGAAGCUGGAUGCCUCGUUCACCGAGUCGCCCUAUCUGCACCCGGCCAACCACCAGAAGGAGAUGGACAUGGAAAUGGAAAAAAGCACCGGCGAGAUUCGAUCCAAGGCUUACGAGUCGGCCGUGAUCAAUCUCAGUGCCAACCUGCCGCUCCCCUGCUCUUUCUAUCAGAACCACCACUACCGCAUCCACUACAAUGAUAUGUUGCCUAAGCACACCCAGUUCCAGAAUGAGUAUAUCUACGCGUUCACCUGGGAAGAUCCUCGCGUUGAUCACCGACUGCUGAGCAUUGGACACGACGAUGUGAUCCUGGCUAUCACCAGUGCCGGAGACAACAUUCUGGAUUACCUGCAGAAGAACCCUCGCCGUGUGCACGCAGUCGACCUGAACCCCAACCAAAACCACCUGCUGGAACUGAAGGUGGCCUGCUACAGCGCGCUGGGUCACCGCGAUAUGUGGAAAAUCUUUGGUGAGGGAAAGCACCCGCAGUUUCGCGAGCUGUUGAUUUCCAAGUUGAGCCCUCAUCUGUCGAGUCAGGCCUUCCAGUACUGGUUGGAGCACAACCAUGUCUUUACCUCUACUUCUGGCUAUGGUCUAUACGAGACCGGUGGUUCACGCCACGCCAUCCGCAUGGUGCGGUGGCUGUUCAAGGUCUUUGGACUGCAGGGUGAGGUUACCAAGCUAUGUGAAGCCCAGAGUCUGGAUGAGCAGCGCGCUAUCUGGCCGCGUAUACGUCGGGUUCUCUUGAGCAAGCCCUUGAACUGGGCUAUCGUGAGUACUGAGUGGUUCGCCUGGAAGGCGGCUGGAGUGCCUCGCAACCAACGCAACAUGAUCGUCGAUGAUUAUUUCCGCCGUAAUGGCUUGAACUCGGAUAUGAAGCAAAGCAAGGAUGUCAGCGGCCAGUCUAUCUGGGAAUAUGUUGUGAAUACCCUCGACCCCGUUGUCAAGGACACCAUGAUCAGUAACGACAACUACUUCUACUACCUGUGCAUGCGCGGGAAUUUCUCGCGACGAUGCCACCCUACUUAUCUGUCUCCCCAAGCUCAUGUCAAGCUCUCUACUCCGGGCGCCUUUGAUGGCUUGCGAAUUCACACCGACGAAAUCAACGAGGUGAUUAACCGCAUUACACCUGGUACAUUGACCAUCGCUGUGGUCAUGGAUUCAAUGGACUGGUUCGACCCCACCGAGGACGCCGCAGCUGCCCAGGCCCGCCGUCUCAACCACGCCCUGAAGAAGGGCGGCCGUAUCCUACUCCGUUCCGCCAGUAUCGACCCCUGGUACAUCAAGCACUUCGAAGAGAACGGCUUCACAGCUCGUCGCGUGGGCGCCCGUUUCCCCGGCACAUGCAUUGACCGUGUGAACAUGUACGCCUCGACCUGGAUCUGUACAAAGAAAGAGGAUCUCAACCGUCCCAAGUCCGGACGAACAAUUUCCGCACUCUCGCUCCCUGAUAGCGCCGUCGGAGGGAAGAGAUCGAAUAGCGUUGAAGAUUUGCAGAUUUGA